This is a messenger RNA of Protopterus annectens (West African lungfish), 6129 nucleotides long. RefSeq names its product myocardin related transcription factor A (gene MRTFA). The record is from RefSeq and is a predicted model, not a curated record. NCBI's taxonomy places the organism in Eukaryota, Metazoa, Chordata, Ceratodontiformes, Protopteridae. The transcript is spliced from 17 exons. Bases 367 to 3810 code for a protein of 1147 amino acids. Gene Ontology annotation, biological process: smooth muscle cell differentiation.
CUGGGGGUGGUGUUGGAGUAGGGAAUGUGGUUCCGGUUGAAGUUUAUUAUUGGAGUCGGAAGCUUGGAGUUUGAGUGUGAGGAUAAGCAUCUUUUUUUUAAAAGGACAACUCUUGUUCAUAGUACUAUGCCCUCAAACACAAUAGAUUUUGUUGUAUUGUUUGCAGUUGUUUGAUUGGGGUUGUUGUCUUUCUUAAAGUUGAUGGAUACGGUCUUAUAAUGACGAUUUGAAAUGUGAGAAAUGUGUUAAAGCUGCUGGCAUGGAAAUGGACUACUUAGCACUAGAGUAAACCAGAUUGCCAUUGCAAAAGCCAAAGUGGAUUUUCUCAGUGCAACGUGCCUACCCCCUUCUGUCUCCAGCAAUGGCAUGGACAGAAGAGGGGUUGGCGAGAUGGAAGAUGAAUUUGUGGUUAUAUCACUUUCUGCACCAAGCCCGCAGAGUGAAGCUGUGACCAGUGAGCUCCAAGAACUUAGUUUGCAGCCGGAUAUGAAUCUGCCGACACUGAGUGAAAGAAAAAAUGUGCUUCAGCUGAAGCUUCAACAGAGGAGGACAAGAGAGGAGCUGGUCAGCCAGGGGAUCAUGCCACCAUUGAAAAGCCCAGCUGCAUUUCAUGAACAGAGAAAAAGCCUGGAACGUGCUCGGACUGAGGAUUACCUGAAAAGAAAAAUCCGUUCAAGACCUGAGCGUUCUGAGCUAGUUCGGAUGCAUAUUUUAGAAGAGACUUCUGCGGAACCAUCUCUUCAGGCUAAACAGUUGAAGCUGAAAAGAGCACGGUUAGCAGAUGACUUGAAUGAGAAGAUAGCGCAGCGUCCUGGCCCAAUGGAGCUCAUUGAAAAAAACAUUCUGCCUGUGGAGUCGAGCCUGAAGGAAGUAAUCAUCGGACACACAGCAUACCCAAAAGAUGCUGAUAAUUCGUCAUUUGAUGAAGAUAGUAGUGAUGCUCUUUCUCCGGAUCAGCCAGGCAGUCAAGAGUCACAGGGAUCGUUACCAUCACCAGUAGAGCAGAAGCCCAUUGACCAUACCAUAGUGUGCAUCCAUGCACCAGCUCAGAUUUUGGCUCCAAAGAAAUCUGGCAUAGAGUGCAGCAAAUCACUUCCUUCUGAGCCUCAGCCUUCCAGACCCCCUCCAAAUGAAGUUAUACCUCCAACAAAACCAACCCCAGCACUUAUUAAACAAAGCCAGCCAAAGUCCAGUAGUGACAAAUCACAACGAAGUAAGAAGGCAAAAGAUUCCAAACCCAAGGUGAAGAAGUUGAAGUACCAUCAGUACAUUCCCCCUGAUCAGAAGCAGGAAAAAGGUGUAUCACUAAUGGACUCAUCAUAUGCUAAAAUAUUGCAGCAGCAACAGCUGUUCUUGCAGUUGCAGAUCCUCAGUCAGCAGCAGCAUCAUCAUUAUAACUACCAGACCAUUCUGCCUGCACCUCCAAAACCCCCAGAUCAUCAGCAACAAAACUCCAGCAGCACAGGGACAUCACGGAACCUGUCAAACAGCAGCACUUCUACUUCAGGCCAUGGUGGGCUAGUCAGGCAGAACAGUAGUGCCCCAAGUGGAAAACCAAGUUUUUUACCGGCUAAUCUUGACGACAUGAAGGUGGCAGAGUUGAAGCAAGAGUUGAAACUUAGAGGUCUUCCUGUUUCAGGAACUAAAACAGACUUAAUUGAAAGACUCAAAAAUUACCAGGAACAGAAUGGAGCAUCAAGUGUCAUACCCGAUACUAGUGUCACCACUUCAAAGUCAGGCGCAUCUACUGCUGUCUCAAAAAGUAAUGAGGUCGUCGUUACUUUUCCAGCCACACGUUUGCCUCCCACACAGACUUUGGUUGCAAGUGUAGCACCUGCAGACGUUUUAAUGGCCACUGUAAGGGGCAACACUUUAAUGACAUUUGGAAGCACAAGUUCUACUCCCCCAGUAUCUCCGACUCCUUCAGAACCUUCAUUUGUUAGUGUAGAUGAUAGCAUGUCUAAUGAUGCUUUCAGUGAAAUAGUGACAUCACCUUUGACGCAUUUAACUUUACAAUCCUCACCAGUACAGAUAUUAGUUAAAGAAGAAAACAGUAAAUCUGGUAACAGAUCGUGUGCUGCUCCACCUGGAAUUGUCAUGACUCAAAAAACUGAAAGGAACAGCUUUGUCAUGGAUAAUGAAGUUAAGAACAAAGAUCUCAUGCUUCAAGAAAAAGAUAAGCAGAUUGAGGAGUUAACACGAAUGUUAAAACAAAAACAGCAGUUGGUUGAGUCAUUACGAAUGCAGCUUGAGCAAGAAAAGUUGUCUCAGCAUCAAGGAAAUGGUGUUCCCAAUAGUGAUAAUGAACAGCAUGCCUUAAAUGUUCAGGUCAAGCAAGAAGGUAGGAUUUCAAAUAACUGUGCAGUAGAGCAAAAAAGUUUGCCCUCAAAAAGCCAAGGUUUGUCAUCCAUUAGCCAACUGAAUGGCCUCAGCCCCUCAAUAGCUAUGAAAAUAAGCAACCAAAAGGACAAUUUAAAGUUAAACAAGACAGCAACAAAUGCUGUAAUUGUGAAGCAAGAGGCAAAAGAAACCACAGAACUAUCAGCACAGCAAAUUACAUCUGUCUCUCAGAUUUUUGUAAGCCAUGGCCCACCAUUCCAGACCAACAGUAUAGAUGCAAGUAAGAUACUUAAAAGUCCACCACCAUCUUUAAUCACAGACUCUACUGGGACACAUUUUGUCCUCAGGGUGACUAAUCAAAAUGCAGAAAUUCGCAACCUGUCACAACCCACAGAUGGUGGCAGUCGUGCUGUUUUACAGAGAGUACAGUCUUCUCCCACAAAACUUUCUGAUCAGUCACAGCUCCAUUUCUUAGCAAAUGACUUUCAUUCAAAGCAGGAGCUACAGCAGGGACUGAUAAACCAGCCAGUGAGAAAGGGACAAAAGUCCGGGUUACACCUAGUUACCGCAGCUUCUCCUGCUGCAGGUCUCCCUUUUUCAGCGCCUCCAAGCCUCCAGCCUUUCUUUCUAGACAAUGUGUCCGAUAUGUCUGACAGCUCUGUGAAAACUAAUGCUCCAAACAAAAAUGAAAAAUUCUGCCCUGCACAGAAGCAUGUGUCCCAGCCUAGUUCACCAGCUCAACCUACGCAAAUGAACCAUGAGCAACAGCUCACUCUUUUUGGCACCUCUUCUUCGUCGCCAGUUAAACCAAAAGAUCCACCAAAUUAUGAAGAAGCUGUGAGACAGAAACCAUGCAUUCGGGAGCAGAAGAACAAAGAGGAACAUAAUUGUUGCUGCCAGCAGAUGGAUGACUUGUUUGAUAUACUUAUUCAAAGUGGUGAAAUUUCAGCUGACUUCAGUGAAGAGUCUUUAGAAGCCAUGAAAGCACUUUUACCACAGUGCAGAAAUCCAUCUGAUGCAGAAGUGACAUCAGUGUCAGCCUCCCAUGGCUGUCCUGAUUUACAGUUGAACCUAUCUGUAGACUCUGUUAGUAGCAAGUCAAAAUCUACACCAGGACGUCUGGAAGAUUUUUUGGAAAGCACCACUGGUGUUCCUUUGCUAACUGCUGGCAGUGAUGGUACAGAGCCUCUUUCUCUUAUCGAUGACCUUCAUAGUGAAAUGUUAAGUAGUUCCAGCAUACUAGACCAUCCACCAUCUCCAAUGGACACUUCAGAAUUGCACUUUUCUUCCGAAACCACUGGUUUAACCCUUGAUCUUGCAGAUACAAACUUGGACAAUAUGGAUUGGUUUGAGUUUACUAGUGGUUCCUCCAUGAGUUUGCCCCCCAUGAAUACCACUACACCCAGUGUCUUUUCCACUGACUUUCUGGAUGGCUCUGACCUGCAGCUCCAGUGGGAUUCAUGUUUGUAGCCCAAAGUAAAAAAAAAAAAAAAAUUGUUGCUGAGAAGUACCCAGAAGUGUACAAAUGAGUGAUGGGAUAGAAUGGGAAAAGGAUAUGUGAAACAGGUAGUACUUACUGGUAUGGUGCUGUUUAGCCAUCCACCUUUAACAAGCCCAGUUAAUAGCUUGCCAUAGUGCCUGUGUAUAUGAAGACAUGCAAUCUACUAGAAAGUCUUACAAAACAUGCAUUGUAGAUAAAGUUCAUGUAAUCUUUUUGUGUUGCUGUUACAGCUGUAUAAUUAGUACAGUUCAUCGUAGCAUUGUGGCUGCUGAUAAAGCAUGUUGUCUUUCCACUACAGCCAGAUUACAUCUCUGAAACUCAGUGUUUCUCUGUAGUGUAGGCUUCUUUCAAAUGGAGAGAAGCUGGGUAAGGAGAUGGCUUGCACAACUUUAACAUUGUGAUUGGCUUAAUUUGCCAUAGUGCACAUCAUAUCUUUACAGAAACCGAGAGAUGGUAUUUUAAAAAAAAUAGCAGGCAUGAUGACACUUGGUUGGGUGGAGCAGUCUAGGCCGAAUCCGUAGAGCUGCCUGUUUUGUAGUUGUCACUCUAUUUUGUACUGUUUUAAAACAAGCAGCACAGUAAUUUUUCUGAAACUGAUCUUUUGGUUAUUGAACAUAUCUCCAGUUACAGAUUAGGACUUAAUUAACUUUUACCACUGUCAUUGCUGUGUCAGAUUUGAGUUGCAAAUCCAGGAAAUUAGAUUCAACAUAAGAAAUUGCAUGCCCUUCCUAAACUGUAGUUGGCAAGUGUGAUGUAAUGAAGUAUCAGCAUCAGAUGUAAUUGUAUUGCUGCUGUUUUUCUAAUGUGAAUAAUCUGUACAGCUGCCACCACCACCACCCACUUCAGAAUGUUUUUGCUGUAGUCAAGAACGUACAAGAUCCUGAAGGACAGUGUGUUUCUAGCUACUUAAAAGCUGACAGUAUGUCUGAAUGCAGAAAAAUACCACCAGUAUCCAUUCUAAGCACUACAUGACACAGAAGUCUUGCAGUACUUUUUACACCAUCUAAGAAUGAUUUAUUUUUUACAUCAGUGGUACGGUGCCUUAUCUGAAUGGAUGUAACUUGAAAAGAUGAAAGUAAGCUUGCUACAUAUCAGUGUCACUUUCUAAAGCCUAACAGUAGUGCUAUGGAAGAGUUGCUAUUGCAUAGAAAGUGUAAAAUAUGGUUUACUUGUAGUAGAAGUGUUCUUUUCCAUAAGACCUGCAUUUUGGUGUAGAUACUAGUGGCUUAAGGAAGUUAACAUGAAAUCUUGGUAUUAAUUAUCAAGGGUUUGGUGUGAUAACAUGCAGUAUAUAUCCAUAGAAAAGAGAGCAGUGUUCGACACGGUAUCAAAUAGGAACUGCAACUGCGACAUGAAGAAUACUGCACAGCACCGUAAAAGAUAAACGGUAUCUUCCUCUUUAAACAGGUUAAACAGACAGGUUAAUCUGAAAGCAUGUUGUCUGAAAAAAAAACUGCUACAUAUGACACCACGAUCUUUAUGGAAAUGAUUCCAGAUGUCAUUUUGGUUAGUCUAGGUGCAAGCCUUUGAAGCCUCAGAAUUGCAAAAUUAGAUAUUCAAAGAAAAUGGCACAGUUAAUAGCCAUGAUGAUUACUCAUAGUUUAGGAUCUGAUUUAUAGUUACUGUCCAGUUAUGUUAACAUAAUUUUUUGUUUUAAAAACAUAAACAUUUUAAGCAACUCUAAACAUUUUAUUUGUUGCGUUUUGUUGGUCUGCAAGUUUCGAUGAGCAGCUAAUGUAAGUUGUCAUUGAACAUCUUAAUGCCUGUUGAAUGCAUUAGCACACAGAGUCAAGCAUGUUGUCUGUCCCACCAUUGGCAUAGAUUCAGAAACAAGCCUGGAUUGCCCGAAAGUUCAGCUGGAAGGGAUAAAGUAAAGCAUAUGAUGGCCUGCUAUCUAGUCCUGCUGGGCCAGUUUGCUUAUUAGGAGUGUUCUUGUGGUCCCUGGUGAGAAUCUGGAGCCUAGCAACAGCAUUAUAAAACAGAGAAAGUGGUAUGACCUACAGAAGUGCACUUCAUUCUCAACCUCUAGGUCAGGGAAAUUGACCAUGGUAUCCUUCAGGAGGAAAGCUUUCUGCUACUGUACCCACACCUGUCUAGGAGCCCUACUCCCUGACUUUUACCAUAUAAAAGUUAAGGUUCAGUUCCCUAAAAAUGUUAAAAGGCCUACCUCAAAAAUAGUUAAGUAGGAGAUCAGCUGUAAAGGAGCAAUUGGGAUUCCUUGUAUGUGGAAUUGAGGGGCUGAAAAGCCUAAUUGUCUUUGGGGAAGAAGUCUAAUGGUGUGUGUUUAU